ACCAGCUGAAUCUGGCCCACACAUAAGGUAACAGUAAAGACGACUUCAAUUCUUUGCUCCUGACUAGCUGAGGCAGACUUGACCCAAGCUAAAAACAAAAUUCAUAAUCACUACUCAAUCAUUUUUGAAAUAAAUAAACAAUCAACUAUUCCAUCGACUUUUCACUGACAAAAAAAAAAAGAAAAACAAACAAAAUUAAAUAAAUUUUGAAAAAAAUGUCAAAAAUUCGAGCAAUUUACAAAAAAUUCUGCGGAAAUUUCUUUGAUGAAGAAAUUUUGUCAGCAAAAGCCUUAUUAGCUCAAAUUGCAAUCCAAGCUUUCUUCUAUCGAUCGAAAGAAGUAACACAGUGGAACAAAUGCUUGAAAAGUGAAUCUUAUAAAAAAGAUGAAACAAAAACCAGUGGAGCUUGGUAUCCCGAUCCAGAAUUCAUGUCUCAAAGCGCUGGAGCAGUCUUCUAUCCCGAUGAAAAUACAAAACCUUGCAAACGAACUCCCUACAAUGGUCAAAAGUCUCCGGAAAUAGUCAAAAGCGUUCGAAAUACUUUUAUCAAUUUUGGUCCGACCCAUCCAGCGGCACAUGGUGUUCUGAGAUUGCUUUUGGAGCUUGAUGGUGAAAUGAUAAAAAGUGCUGAUCCACAUAUUGGACUUCUUCAUAGAGGAACUGAAAAACUUAUUGAGCACAAGACUUAUUUACAGGCUUUGCCAUAUUUUGACCGUUUAGACUACACUUCGUGUAUGUCAUGUGAAAAUUGUUUCUCACUGGCUGUGGAGAAAUUGCUAAAUAUCGAUGUUCCACCAAGGGCAAAGUUUAUUAGAACCAUGUUUGGUGAAAUAAUGAGACUAACAAAUCACAUUGUUGCAGUUUCCACACAGGUACUAGAUUGUGGUGGUAUACUAACUCCACUCUUUUGGCAAUUUGAAGAACGUGAGAAACUUUAUGAAUUUUGUGAAAGAGUAAGUGGCGGUCGAAUGCAUAGUGCAUAUAUUCGACCUGGAGGAGUUGCAUCCGACAUUCCAAUUGGACUAAUGGAUGACCUUUAUGAGUUUUGUAUUAAAUAUCCUGAAAGAUUGGAUGAAUUCGAAGAUCUUGUGACAACAAAUCGAAUAUUUUUAGCUAGAACAGUUGAUGUUGGUAAAAUUUCAGCUCAAGAUGCCAUCAAUUUAGGAUGUUCGGGAGCUGUUCUUCGAGCAACUGGUGUCAAAUGGGAUCUUCGUAAGACUCAACCGUAUGAUGCAUAUGAUCAAAUUGAUUUUGAUGUUCCAAUAGGAACUAAUGGUGAUUGUUAUGAUCGUUAUCUAUGUCGUUUGGAAGAAAUGCGUCAAUCUAUCAAUAUCAUAAAUCAGUGUUUGAACAAAAUGCCUGAAGGUAAUAUCAAAGUCGAUGACCAUAAGAUCUCACCACCCAAACGUGGUGAAAUGAAAACUUCAAUGGAAAGCCUAAUUCAUCAUUUCAAGUACUUUAGUUCGGGAUUUCCUGUCCCACCUGGUCAAACCUACACAGCUAUUGAGUCUCCAAGAGGUGAAUUUGGAGUUUAUAUCGUCUCGGAUGGUACUUCCCGUCCAUAUAGAUGCAAAAUUCGUGCUGCCAGCUAUCCCCAUUUGGCUUUGUUGUCGGAGUUAUCAAAAAAUCAUUUCCUUGCAGAUAUCCCUGCUAUCUUGGGUUCAUUGGAUAUAGUAUUUGGAGAAAUAGACCGUUAAUUGUUAUAAAUUAACAUUAUAAUAUGAAUGUUGUGUCAUUAAUAAAUAUUGUCUAAGCUUUAAUUUAA
Episyrphus balteatus (marmalade hoverfly) is the source of this 1765-nucleotide messenger RNA. RefSeq names its product NADH-ubiquinone oxidoreductase 49 kDa subunit (gene ND-49L). Gene Ontology annotation, biological process: mitochondrial electron transport, NADH to ubiquinone. NCBI's taxonomy places the organism in Eukaryota, Metazoa, Arthropoda, Insecta, Diptera, Syrphidae. The record is from RefSeq and is a predicted model, not a curated record. Gene Ontology annotation, molecular function: NADH dehydrogenase (ubiquinone) activity; quinone binding; NAD binding.